AUGACGGACGAGAUGUUCGAGCUGGAACGUCUCAAACGAGAGUUUGACGACCACAAGGCACACUACGUUGAUCCCAAUUGCGAUAUUCAGUCGUUUAGAUCGUUUGAGAGAGAAAUGGACCAGAAUUUCGAGCGGUUUGUUAGAGGACGUCACAACGGUUCGUUGAUGGAAAGGGAUAGCGAGUUACUGAGCCAGCGAGCAGACGCUUCUUUACAGCGUGUUGUAGGACAACUUCGGGGAUCAAACUACGAGAUUACCAAGGAACGAUUUCUUGACGCUAUCGUAUCACUAGGCAAUGACCACAACCUCGACAGACCAGCGCUAUUGUGCAAGCUAGGCCGCGUUGUUGUUCGCAAUAGCAACCAGGUUUUUGGAUGGAUUUAUGAUCCAAUUACAACCCCACCAGAUGUACCAGCUACCAGAGCCCCUCGCAGACGUCACCAGAGACCAAUUGGAGACACGGCUGCACCAGAGCUUGUGGAGCGAUCUGAUGAUGCUGAGGACCCAGUCAAGCAGCUGGUCGAAAGCAUGUUUGUACGAAUUGUGGACUAUGAAGAAGCAGGUGGACCACCUCUAGAUAUUUUCAGGGUUGUUUUGAACGCACAACAUUUUGGACAAACCGUUGAGAAUGUCUACGCUUUGAGCACUCUGGUUUCAGCGCUUAAAGUUACUAUAUACAACGAUGGCGAAGAGAACAUUCCGCAUGUGCGAACCGCACAAAGACUUAAAGAAUCAAAGCCCCGACAGCAGUUUGUCUUCACCCUAAAUUAUUCUCAAUGGCAGCAGCUCUGCGCAAGAUACCCCGCCGAUGCAUUCAUGCCGUCUCGCUUGGAAACGAGCUGA
This is a messenger RNA of Wickerhamiella sorbophila, 843 nucleotides long. RefSeq lists its product as hypothetical. The record is from RefSeq and is a predicted model, not a curated record. The coding region runs from base 1 to 843 and encodes 280 amino acids. Gene Ontology annotation, biological process: DNA repair. The transcript has a single exon. NCBI's taxonomy places the organism in Eukaryota, Fungi, Ascomycota, Dipodascomycetes, Dipodascales, Trichomonascaceae. Gene Ontology annotation, cellular component: Smc5-Smc6 complex; nucleus.